CAUUGUUAUUAAUGACCUCGAAGGCAUAUGGUGGUAAUUCACUGGCAUCAGCGCUAGAUGAAGAACGACUGGAAGUUCUAAGAUGGAUGAAAGAAAGGGAGGAGAAGAAGUAUCGUGAGCUGGCUCUCGAUUACGAUCCUAUCGUCCGUGAUUAUUGUUUUGUAAAACCUGGCGAGAAAGGAUACCGAAUAGAGUCAGCAGAUAUGACUUCUUUACCUCAUUAUAAGAAUCCUCCUAUAUCAGACGAAUACAAGAAGAAAAAGGAGAAAAAGGAGAAAAAAGAAAAAGAAGAUGAGAAAAAAAGAAAUAUUUCUUUUCAGACUUCGAAUCCGCUCGCCAUGUCAAGUAACAAAGUGUCUGAUGUGUUGGCAUCUUCAUUAUUUUCUACUGAGUCUCCUCCGAGUACUUCUCAUAAACGACAUUCUUUGUCUAGUAUUACCUCCAAGUCAUCUUCACCAGAACAGACAUUUGCUGCUCUGCAUCCUUAUGGUGAAUCGCAUUUAAAGAAACCCUCCGAACCGACACAUCAGCGAAGAGCUUCUUUUGGCAGUAUACCUUCAACUUCUUCUUCUGUACAGAGACCUUCUAUAAGUACAACAAUAACGAAAUCUUCUCAAAAGGAGGCACAGAAAGCAUCUGGGAAAUCCAGGACUACUCCAAGCUCUCCAGUAACGAAACCUUUCACGUCACCAGAUGAAACAUCUCCGGCGAAACCGGAUAUUCCCCACUUUGUUGUUUCUCCUCCUCCUGUCUCUUCAACUUCUGGCACAUCCAAGACCGCCAAGGAUGGGAUCCAUUCUCCGGCGAAAUCAGAUGAUGCACUUGAUGAAAAUGACGAACCUCUCCAUUUAACUCGCUCUCUACCUUCCUCCUCUUCAUCUUCAGAAGACGAAGACGAAGAUGGCUUUUCAUCGCAUUCGGAUGUUGAAGGGCUACCAAGUCCAAACAAACCUUUUAUAUCUUUUGACGACUCUCCGAAAGUUUCUCAACCUUUAAUUAACAAAAGUGGUAAAGCCAGUAAAAGAAGUCGCCUCAAGAAACUGGUUGGUGCUCCCCUAUCUAAAAGGAAAUCACUUUUUGAUGAUGAUUCGAAUAUGAAAGGUGAUAGUAAUGUCCUACGACGAUCUCGUUCCAAUCCUGGCCUUUCUUCUUCAAAUGAGGUCAAGUCCGAACCUGUUCGUCCAAAUACGAAUUUUGUAUCUACACAUGUCGAUAAUUGGUAUGGUUCUGACCAAGAAGAAAUUGAACAAGACCUUCGUACUGCCAAAAGUCUAGAUGUGAAUGUCGGUCCAACACGAUGGAUUCCUAAUGCCAGUCGAACAAUCCGACGGAUUCGUAGAGGAAAUUUCCAAAGCGCUGCCAGUAACUCAAAAAGAAAUAGUACCUACUUUCUUACAUUAGAUUUAUCAUCAGAAAGUUUAUAUGCUGCUGAAUGGGCCGCAGGUGUUCUCUUAAGAAACGGUGAUACUCUUAUUAUAGUCGAUGUGAUUGAAUGUGAUGAUCCGAAAUUAGAGAUGGAGCAUAUGGAAUCUUCACAGAUGGAAACUUUAGAAAAAAUUACAAAGUACAUUUUAAAAUUGCUUAGUAAAACUGUUCUCGAAAUAGAAGUGAACAUUGAAGUUAUUCAUCACGAGAAAGCCAAACACUUAAUUGUGGAAAUGAUUGACUAUGUCGAGCCGACUUUGGUUGUUAUGGGCAGUCGUGGACGCAGUCAUUUAAAAGGUGUGUUGCUUGGUUCUUUCAGUAACUACUUGGUUAACAAGUCGAGUGUGCCGGUAAUGGUUGCUCGUAAACGACUGAGAAAAAAUAAGCAUCGGUUUGAACGUUCAGACCGCCUUGCCAAUAAUCUUGCUGAUGCUAUUGUAGAUGAAGUCGGUCGCUAGUUUUUGCAAAGGUUAUGGAUAUUUAUGUUAUUUGAUGCUUCGGGAUUACAUAAUGCUGUUUUAGUUAAAGCAACGAUUUUUAUGAAUGGUUUUCUGCAUAUAUAUACCUAUUACUUUAUUGAAGUACUGAUGAAUGAAAUUUUGCUGGGAACAUACGCAUAUAUCUGUGAAUUGUCGUUUGUUUGGAAUUUAUCGUUUUAUGAUACUCGAACGGAGGCAGUUAGCUAAUAGUUGAAUGAUUAUGUUUCAUAUAAGGCUUCUUUAAUUUUUAUCUUAUUUUUAACGGUGUA
Molecule: messenger RNA, 2173 nt
Organism: Schizosaccharomyces cryophilus OY26
Lineage: Eukaryota; Fungi; Ascomycota; Schizosaccharomycetes; Schizosaccharomycetales; Schizosaccharomycetaceae
Product: usp family protein
Exons: 3
Coding region: 12-1883 (623 amino acids)
Source: RefSeq, a predicted model, not a curated record